GCCAUGGCAACAGUCAGAGAGAGGCUCACAGCGGGAAAAACGCGAGUUUAGAGUUUGUUGUGAUUAUUUUGACCUUCAGUCGGAUCGAUACUGUUGAUAAUGGGAGACAAGGAGAGAAUGAUGGAGAAGGAGACGGAGAGGGAUUUCACAAUGGUUCAUCACUGUCCUCCAAUGUAUCCACUGCCGGAAGAAAUAAAGAAGAUGGAUCGCAGUGAGACAGUGUGUCGUUACUGUGGUGUCAGUUACCUCAUUUACCACGAGUUCCAUCAGCUCAACACCCGACUGGCUCAGUUGGAGACAGAGCUCCAGGAACUGAGAGAGGCCGCCCAGAGAGAGAAGGCCCAGCGAGAGGCACUGGAGCUGAGCAGGCUGGAGUGGGAGACGGCACUUAACCUGGAGGUGCAAAGGAAAGCAGAGCAGAGAGAAACCAGCAUGAAAGAAGAGCUGGAAGAGAAGCGCAGAGACACAGAGAGGCUUCUGAGAGAGGAAAAUGACAGGAGGAGGAGAGAGAUGGAGGAGGACUUCGAUAAAAUCAUUGAAGACAAAGAGAAAAAACUUAGAGGCGAGCUGGGAGACUUGGAGGUGGAGAGACUGAGGAGGCAGAGAGAGGAGCUGGAGAGAAGGAAUGAGGAGAGAGAGAAGGUUCUGAGUGACGCACUUCGUAAGGCCAAUACAAAUUUAGACGAGCUGAGAAAAUACCUUCAACAAGUGGAAGAGAGGCUGGCGGUGGCAGCUUCCAGGAAGAAAGAGGCCGAGCAGUUACUCAAAAAAGAGACACAGCAAGGAGAAAUUCUCAGAGGUGCGUGCGUGCAGCAGGUGAAGGCCUUGCGAGCGACUCUCAUCGUGCUCCUCUCCUCUGCCCGCGAGCUCACUGAUAUACGGGGUUUCCUCAGCCAGCUGACGGGGGCCUGGCCGGCCUUUAAAUCUCAGAUACUGCAGAACAGCACACAGGUGCUCUCAGUGACGUGA
Molecule: messenger RNA, 969 nt
Organism: Pleuronectes platessa (European plaice)
Lineage: Eukaryota; Metazoa; Chordata; Actinopteri; Pleuronectiformes; Pleuronectidae
Product: trichohyalin
Exons: 6
Coding region: 100-969 (289 amino acids)
Source: RefSeq, a predicted model, not a curated record